This is a messenger RNA of Artibeus jamaicensis (Jamaican fruit-eating bat), 1201 nucleotides long. It is a transcript of the gene TPGS1, whose product is annotated as tubulin polyglutamylase complex subunit 1. The record is from RefSeq and is a predicted model, not a curated record. The transcript has 2 exons. Gene Ontology annotation, biological process: protein polyglutamylation. Lineage: Eukaryota; Metazoa; Chordata; Mammalia; Chiroptera; Phyllostomidae. Gene Ontology annotation, molecular function: microtubule binding. Bases 1 to 912 code for a protein of 303 amino acids.
AUGGCGGGGCUUCCGGUCCUGCUGCCCUCAGCGAAGAUGGCGGCAGUGGAGAAGCGGCGGCCAGCUAUGGCCCCCGCGGCCGGUUUCACAGACAGCGGCCGGCCGUCGACGUCCCGGGCAGCAGCAACGACCGAGAGCGAAGAAGACUUCCUGCGGCAGGUCGGCGUGACAAAGAUGCUACGCGCAGCCCUGCUGAAAGUACUAGAGGCACGGCCCGAGGAGCCGAUCUCCUUCCUUGCUCACUACUUCGAGAACAUGGGCCUGAAUACGCCUGCAAACGGCGGCGCCGGAGAGCCCCCGGGCCAGCUUCUGCUGCAGCAGCAGCGCCUGGGCCGCGCGCUGUGGCACCUUCGCUUGGCUCACCACUCCCAGAGGACAGCCUUCAACAAUAAUGUCGGUGUGGCCUACGAGUGCCUGAGUGCCAGUGGGCGCAAGAAGAAGCCAGGGCUGGAUGGGCGUACCUACAGUGAGCUGCUCAAGCGCAUCUGCCGAGAUGGGGAAGCCCCAGAGGAGGUUGUGGCACCCCUGCUGCGCAAGAUCCAGUGCCGGGACCACGAGGCCGUACCCCUGGAUGUCUUCCGCACAGGCAUGCUCACCUGCUUUGUGCUCCUAGAGUUUGUGGCACGAGCCAGCGCCCUCUACCAGCUGCUGGAGGACCCAACUCUGGCUGUUGCUGACCGUCGCAUGGGCCAGGCCGUGCUGGAUACCCUGGAGGGGGCCCUGCAGGCCAGCAACAGUGCUACUGCUCCUGCCCACUACCUGGAGGCUGGCUCACUCCUGGGGCCUGACAACCUGGCACUGGCCAUGGACCGUGCCCUGGUGGCUCAGCGGCCUAGCUCCCCUAUGACCCGGGAGGAGUUUCUGGAGAAGGCUGCUGCCCUCUUCAUUGCCAAGGUCAAGCCAGUGGGCUGAAUGCACCCCCCCUCCCCACCCACCUCACCUGUCUCCUCCACCCAGACAGCUGGGGAUGCUUCCAGGCCUAGCUUAUCUGCUCCUGAGAGGAACAUGGGUCUGGAACCAGGACUGGUGUUACUGCAUGCAGGGGUGGUGUGCGGAGCCCUCACCCAGAUUCAGACCUGGAAUGACACUCCAGCCCCCUUCAGAGGGGAGGCCAAGUGCCCCUGGAAGUGGACACCCCUCCCCACACACCUGCAAAGCCUCCUCUCAGCAGUAAUAAAGUCUGUGUCCCAGACAGACCUGA